Molecule: messenger RNA, 1539 nt
Organism: Penaeus indicus
Lineage: Eukaryota; Metazoa; Arthropoda; Malacostraca; Decapoda; Penaeidae
Exons: 3
Coding region: 208-879 (223 amino acids)
Source: RefSeq, a predicted model, not a curated record
GCCCGCGUGUUAAGGCCCUUCGAGGUGGAAGGAGUAAUUGUCAGUCUUGUGCUAGAAAAGGGGGAGAGUGGACAGUGCUCGCCAGAGGGAUUUUCGGGGUCUCCUGUUCUGCUUUUCUCUCGUUUAAGAAUCUCGAACUUACUCAAGGCAGUGUUUCGGCAAACCGAGUCUUAACGGCGCCAUCACGAUCAACAAUUUGCACUGAAAAUGGGAGCGAGGCUGAGCGUCCGCCGCAAGAAGAGCCGCGUCGUGCAGCUGGCCCCGGAAAAUCAAAGACGUGUCCUGAACCAAAGCCGACCCCGCUACCGCAGUCCGCAACGGGAGAGCCAUCCGUAUGAUGAUGUCUACAGCAUUGCAGCCCGGGAGAGCGGUCCUUACGAUGAAGUCUUCUGCAGUCCUGACGUCUGUCACAACCCGAGAUGCGAGAGCCAGCAGUACGACAACGUCUUCCACAGCCGCGGAAACGAGGUCAGCUACACCCCGAGACGUGAGCAUCAGGUGUACGACAACGUCUGCAGCAGCCCUCUGCAACGCGCCGCUUUUUUACCCCCACGUGUUGACAGAAACUUUUGUUCUAAGGGUCGUUCCAGCAACGAGCGACAAAGCCGGGAGUGCAUCAUGCAUUACCGCGACUACUACAACCUAGACUUGGUCAGAGAAUCAACAGGUUCUUCGAGAACUUCCCAGGUCCACGGCAGAGCAUCUCGCUCUCACUUACGGGAAUCAACUGGUUACGUGACGCCGAACGCAAUUGCGCAAUGGCAGGUAGUGGCGUUCAGGGAGGAGCUCGCGAGGGAGAGGAGCGAAAGCUUCAGGAAGAACAGCAUGCAGCGCACAGUGAGGAAAUACACCUUCCAGAGCCGUUUCGCAAAAACUUAGGCAGUUAAGAGGAAAUCUGAAAGGCAAAAAAGUUUUAAAAAUCAAUAAAAAUCCAGGGCAGAAUAAAAGCAAAUGAUGGUGUAUUGGGUGGUACCAAUACUUAAGAUUCAUAGAAAACGGCCAGUCUUGUCCUGUUGAGGUUCGUCGUUUAAAAAAAAAACACUGAAAAGUAGUGGAUUCCUCGCCACCGCACGUACAUAGAUCUGUGUCGUCUCUUGGCAACAGCAAGGGAAAGGCGUCGGUCUCAGCCGCCGCGUCGAAACGUUCUCAUGGAAAUGGCAGAUAACAUGGGACCACUUCUUGAAGGGAGGACUUUGGUAUAACUUCUUUCGUAGCAAGAAUGAAACAAGUAUGUUACAAUAUUGAGUUUAUAAACUAGAAAAUAUAUAAUACAUAAAUAAAAAAUAUCCCAGUAUGUUUAGCCCUUCCUUUAACCUUUUGUAGAAUAAAAGCAGUCUAUUACACCGACAGAAUAAAAAGAUACUACAGCGUGAAUUGACCGCAGGAAUACACUCACGGUGAUGACGGCAAUAGAAGAGCCUCUGAUAAAAUCAAAUACUAUGUGAUACAACUAGCUGAUCAUUCUCUAAUAGUUGCUUAUCAACCACAGACCUCGUGAUGGUGCCAGAUGGUUGCAGUGCCACAGCUAUUAGUGUGACA